AUGGGAGGAAGUUGCAAGGACCAAAAGAUUGCAUUAGCAAUAUGUUUACAACGAUCACCAUGCGUUUUAAUCCAAAGACACACGCCCAAAGAAUGUCUAACUGAUCCUGAUUUGAAGAAAGAUCUACCAGAACUAUGUAAAGCCAAUUUUAGAGCGUUUAUGGAUUGUAAACUAGGUGCUUUAGAUAUGAGGAAACGAAUGAGGGGCAAUGCACCCUUAUCAACUGGUAAAUAUGAUGCUCAGUAUGAGAAAUUGUCAUCGGGGAAUUUUGACCCUGAGGAGGAGAUUAGGAGGUUGGAUGUGAUGAAUCGAAACUUGACAAAGCAACAACAGUUGCAAGAAGAGAAGGAGAAAGCUAGAUUAGAAGGGGGCAGCUAA
This is a messenger RNA of Lodderomyces parapsilosis, 378 nucleotides long. RefSeq lists its product as uncharacterized. NCBI's taxonomy places the organism in Eukaryota, Fungi, Ascomycota, Pichiomycetes, Serinales, Debaryomycetaceae. The coding region runs from base 1 to 378 and encodes 125 amino acids. The record is from RefSeq and is a predicted model, not a curated record. Gene Ontology annotation, biological process: mitochondrial respiratory chain complex IV assembly. The transcript is spliced from 2 exons. Gene Ontology annotation, cellular component: mitochondrion.